GGGGAAACCCCCCGCGCAAGUCCCCGCGCCUCACUCGGCUGCUGAGCCACCGGAGAGCUCCCGCCGCCGCCGCGGUUGAAGACGAACCGCCCUUGCCCCAUCCCGUCCGAGAAUACAUACAUCGAAGCUUGGGACAAGAUAUUUAUCUAAUUUCUGUGGCAAAAUUAAAGACCUGCUAGGAAGCAGGUGACAAUGAAGAAAGAAACUGAAUUUAUCAUUUUCUCCUAAGGAAAAAUGAUAGACAAAAAUCAAACCUGUGGUGCAGGACAGGAUUCUAUGCCCUAUAUGACUUGUCUGGUUCACAUACUUGAAGAAUGGUUUGGUGUGGAGCAACUGGAGGACUAUCUGAAUUUUGCAAACUAUCUUUUGUGGGUUUUUACGCCACUAAUACUUUUAAUACUUCCUUACUUUACUAUCUUUCUUCUCUACCUUACUAUUAUUUUCUUACACAUUUAUAAGAGGAAGAAUGUAUUAAAAGAAGCCUACUCUCAUAAUUUAUGGGAUGGUGCAAGGAAAACGGUGGCAACUCUGUGGGAUGGACAUGCAGCGGUAUGGCACGGUUAUGAAGUUCAUGGGAUGGAAAAAAUACCAGAAGGACCAGCACUUAUAAUUUUUUAUCAUGGAGCUAUUCCCAUAGAUUUUUACUACUUCAUGGCUAAAAUUUUUAUCCACAAAGGCAGAACUUGUCGAGUAGUAGCUGAUCACUUUGUCUUUAAAAUUCCAGGGUUUAGUUUAUUACUUGAUGUGUUUUGUGCUCUACAUGGACCAAGAGAAAAAUGUGUUGAAAUUCUGAGGAGUGGUCACUUGUUAGCUAUUUCACCAGGUGGAGUUCGGGAAGCCCUAAUUAGUGAUGAAACCUACACCAUCGUAUGGGGUAAUCGUAAAGGUUUUGCUCAGGUCGCAAUUGAUGCAAAAGUGCCCAUUAUUCCUAUGUUUACACAAAAUAUUCGAGAAGGAUUUAGAUCACUUGGAGGAACAAGAUUAUUUAGGUGGCUUUAUGAAAAAUUUCGCUAUCCAUUUGCUCCGAUGUAUGGAGGUUUUCCAGUGAAGUUACGGACCUAUUUAGGUGAUCCUAUUCCAUAUGAUCCAGAGAUAACAGCAGAAGAAUUAGCUGAAAAGACGAAGAAUGCUGUUCAAGCUUUGAUUGAUAAGCACCAGAGAAUACCAGGAAACAUUAUGAGUGCUUUGUUAGAACGUUUUCAUAAAAAACAGAAGUUUGACUAGAAGAUGAUUUAAUACAUUUAUAUUAAUGUGUUUUUGUUUAUGGUACUGUCUUCUAAAUUUUGUAGAUCAUGUAAUUAGUAUUUAUAAAUAAUCAUGUUAAUAAGCAUCUUUCCCAGAACUCGUCUGUUUAAAAUUGUAUUGUCAAUUUUGUUUUUACAGUCAUUUCACACUUACACAGUAACUCAUUAUAUGCCUAAUAAUUCAGAAAAAUGAUCAUUUUUUCAUUUGUAAAUUCCUAAUAAUGUAUGAUAAACAUAUAGAUUCUUAAAGUUGAGUUUAUUAAGCACAGCUGUUUAGGUUAAACAAACAUUCCUGAUUAGUGCAUCUAAUUUCUCUGUGUAUUGCACUGAACUCAUUUCAAGAGAUGGCAUAAGCUAGGGUUUAGUUCAGUCACUUAUGUUAGAAAAAGAAUGCUUUUUAUCUGCCCCUCAUUCCCUUCAUGACCUUGGGCAAGUCACAUAAUGUUUUUGUGCCUCAACAAUUCACUUUUUAAAAACACGAUAAUACUAUGGUGAAGAAUAUUAUUUUAAGUUCUUUAUAUUUGCUGUGAUUGAUAACUGUUGAAUUGAAAUUAUAACUGAAUUAAUUAAACAAUAGCAGAAUCCUUUAGGAGUUAGGAGUUAUGUAUAUAUUUUGUCAUUGGAUGUAUAAAUUAUUCUUUCAGAUAUUAUGUCCAGUUGCCAAGCACAGUGACAAAGAUGUAUUGUUUUUCAAAUCGAAUAAAAAAGAAAUUAGGAAAAGUAAAAUUUCUAAUUAUUAUUUUUAGUAUUUAUUAUAUUUUUAUCAAAAGCCUGUAAACAAAAUAUAGGCUAUCCUGUGUGUUGCCAGCCUUAUGCCAUGGCAUUUAACAGUGCAAGGCUAAAAAUCACUAUUGUGCUCUGCACUUUGUGUAUGAGAAGCUGAUUCUAGGCAGAGGAAAGCAGAGCUUUCCACUUUUGCUCAAGAUCAUGGCUUAUCCAGCUUGACUUCGCAACCAGUGAAAUGGUUUAUGGUUUCAAUAAAAAUAUACUUGAAUGAUGAAUUUAUGUGAAAACAAAGUUCUCUAAAAAAUUAAUGGCUUUUGAUUUGUUGUCUCAUUGAAAACUGAAUUUAAGAAGUAUUUAAACAGAAAAGUAUCAGAAAUCAAGUGCAGUAUCUCCUUCCCCUUUUUUAGAUGUUAAAUUACUUUGUUUUUUGUAUAGAUUUUUGUAUUACAAGUGUGUAUUUAUGAUAUGUUAAUGUAUAUAAAAAUUAAGCAACGUAAAAGUAAAGCUGAAUUGCAAUGUA
Molecule: messenger RNA, 2490 nt
Organism: Galeopterus variegatus (Sunda flying lemur)
Lineage: Eukaryota; Metazoa; Chordata; Mammalia; Dermoptera; Cynocephalidae
Gene: TMEM68
Product: transmembrane protein 68
Exons: 8
Coding region: 235-1224 (329 amino acids)
Cellular component (GO): membrane
Molecular function (GO): acyltransferase activity
Source: RefSeq, a predicted model, not a curated record